UCUGCUGCGAGGGACGCUGGACGCAGAAACAACGAGCUCGUGUUGAACACAGAAAAUCUGUUGACUGGUGACGCUCUCGAAUCUCUUUCAGAAAUGUACCAACCGGCCGUGGUGGCACUUGGGGUGCUGCUCUGCUCUUCACUCUUGGUAAAUGGAGGGAACGUCCUGGUGUUCCCAUUUGAUGGAAGCCACUGGGUCAACAUGAAAGUCCUUGUUGAGGAGCUACACUCCAGAGGUCACGAAAUAACUAUUUUGAGGUCAACAGACAGCUGGUACAUUAAUCCAGAGUCCCCCUACUACAAGUCCAUCACGUUGGAUUCCUCUGCUGGUUUUGAUAACGAAGGCUUUGGGUCAUUUGCAACUACAAUGAUGAACAUGCGUCGGAAUGGUGCUUCGCUUUGGGCUCAUAUAUCUCUGGAGUAUGAAUUUGUGUUAAAGUUCUAUCAGAUGCACCAGAAAGUGGUUCAGAUGGUGGGGGAGAUGUUUGAGAAUACCACACUGAUGCAAAGCCUCCGCGAUGCCAAAUACGAUUUGGUUCUGACAGACCCUGUUAAUGGUGCAGGGGUACUUCUUUGUCACCGUUUGGGUCUCCCACUUGUCUUAAAUGUGAGAUGGACUAUUCAGGGUGAGGCACAUCUAGUAAUUGCACCUUCCCCAAUGUCAUAUGUCCCAAUACCAGGGGCAGAGCUGACUGACAAGAUGACAUUUUCAGAGCGGGUCAAGAACUUAGGUUACUAUUUCCUUCUUUGCUUUCAAAUUUGGUAUGUCACAGAUUCAAACUAUAAACCAUUCGUCCAUCGUUACUUUGGAAAUGAUGUGCAUUACAUGGAGCUGUUUCACGCAGCAGACAUUUGGUUGAUGAGGAAUGAUUUCACCUUUGAGUUUCCACGACCCACAAUGCCAAACAUCGUCUACAUGUCAGGAUUUCAGUGCAAACCCUCCAAGCCCCUGUCUAAGGAACUAGAGGACUUUGUCCAGAGCUCUGGUGAACAUGGCGUUAUUAUUAUGACAUUGGGAACAUUGGUGGCAGAACUUCCUGAGGACAUCGCUGAGGACAUUGCCGCUGCUUUCGCCCAACUUCCUCAGAAGGUGAUCUGGAAGCACAAAGGCAAAAGACCAUCCACCCUCGGCAACAACACGUUACUCUUAGACUGGCUGCCUCAAAACGACCUCCUGGGUCACCCAAAGACCAGAGUGUUUGUAGCCCACGGAGGUACCAACGGAAUCCAGGAGGCCAUCUACCACGGUGUCCCCCUGGUCGGCCUGCCCCUCAUGUUCGACCAGCCUGACAACUUCUUCAGGAUGAAAGCAAGAGGUGUGGCCAAAGUCCUGGACAUUGCAACUGUGAACAAAGACAUCUUCCUGGAGGCUCUGAAAGAGGUGCUCUAUGAGCCAACCUACAGGGAGAAGAUGAAGACGCUGUCCAGCCUGCAUAGAGACCAGCCCAUGAAACCACUGGACCGGGCCAUGUUCUGGAUCGAGUUCGUCAUGAGGCACAAAGGCGCGGCACAUCUAAGGACGGAGUCCUACAAGAUGUCCAUGAUCCAGUACCACUCCAUUGAUGUGGUGGCGUUCCUGCUGGCAGUUAUUUUGCUUGUAUUAACUAUUUUUGUUUCUGCAGUUAAGUUUUUUUGGCGAAGAGUGUUUUCUAGAAGCAAAGUGAAAAAGGAAUGAUGAAUGCUGCAAGGUAGUUGUUUCCCUUUUUUCUGGAUUCUGAUUUCUGGUAAAGAAAACAAAACAAACGGGACAUGGGGACGGCCCCUUACACGAGGUCAUGUUUCUGUUCUGUUUGUUUGUCUGUGUUUGAGAGUUAGAAAGAUAUUCAAAAAAUCAGCAAAUAACUAAGUAAGAGAUUGAGUGAAUUUGUUAUGUUUUAAUCCAGAAAUGCUCUUACAGCUUUUUAGUUUGUGAUGAGAAUUUGUCUUCCUGUUUUACAUUUUUGAGCGGUUACUGAAACAAAUAUUCAUGCUUAGUUUGUUUAGUGUCCACUUCUGUUAAAAACAUUACAUAAUUUGUUAAACUUUUCAAAGGAAAACAAUGGACCAUACAACUGUGAUUACUGGAUCGUAAAAGGUCUAGAACAUUUUGUUUAUUAAUAAUGGUUAUUGUCUCUGUUAAAUGAAGGUUAACUAGAAUAAAUGGUGACAUAUUAUAUUGCAGCUCUGUUCCCUGAAGCAGGUGUUAUCCUUAACUACAACAGCCUAGAAGCUUAAUGGUAUCUUCUUACACUACUUUUAUAGCUGAACUAGUUUUGGGUUAUAGUAAUCAGAUAGCACUUGAAGGACAUAGCCAUUGUGUUUGAAGUUCCUGUUUAUUUCUCACAAUCACUUGUCAACAGCUUCUACAGCUUUCAACAUGUUAUCAUGUUUUUUUAAAGAUUUUCUUGGGCAUGUUGCCUUUAUUUGAGAGCCAUCAGUGUAGAAACAGGCAACUUGGAGACAGAAGGAUAUAACAUGCAACAAAUGUCCCCAGCCAACUGUUUAAGUUGUGGUUAUGCAAUAUGCGGUCUAGUUGAUGAUUAAAUAUUGUUCGGGAUUUUUUGACAUUGUUGCACAACUGCAUGUUACAUUACAUUACAUUACAUUACAGUCAUUUAGCAGACGCUUUUAUCCAAAGCGACUUACAGGAAGUGUAUUCAACAUAGGUAUUCAAGAUGUUAAUGUUAAUUUGUUACUAGAAGGCACAAUGACUACAAUAUUUUGUUUAAAUGAUUAAUAAUGGGUGUUGUCUCUGUUCAAUAAUGAAGAAUUA
This is a messenger RNA of Anoplopoma fimbria (sablefish), 2751 nucleotides long. Its product is annotated as UDP-glucuronosyltransferase 2A2-like. Bases 94 to 1674 code for a protein of 526 amino acids. The transcript is spliced from 2 exons. NCBI's taxonomy places the organism in Eukaryota, Metazoa, Chordata, Actinopteri, Perciformes, Anoplopomatidae. The record is from RefSeq and is a predicted model, not a curated record. Gene Ontology annotation, molecular function: UDP-glycosyltransferase activity.